AUGCAAGCCAGUGGUGAUUUUAUUGAAAGAGAAUAUCAUAUUAAAGUGAUGGACAAUGCGCAGUUUGAUAGCCCGAAAAAAGUGAAAAGAUUCAGAAGUGCUUUCACAACAGACCAAGUUAAUUAUUUGGAGAAGCAAUUCAAGAAGUUUCCAUACAUAGGAAACGCUCAACGCAAAGAAGUGGCCGCAGCAUUAAAUAUACCUGAAAGAGCUGUCAAAAUAUGGUUUCAAAAUCGUAGAAUGAAGGAAAAGAAAGAGAGUACUAAGGAAUUUGAUGAUGAACAAGGAAUUAGAAAGUCUGUAGAAUUCACUAAAGAUCCAUUAAAUAAUUUGAGUAUGCCAUCAGCUAAUGAACAAACACGUUCAUUACCACAACUUACUAAUGUGAAUCAAGAAGCUUGUUAUGACAACAUGAGCACGAAUAAUGUGAUAAGUAAUAAACCUCAAGAAAUGGUGCAAGGUGUUCCAGUCAGAGAUUCUGCAGUAAAAAUGACUGCACCGGUCAUUCAAAAUACAGUGACAACUGCUAAAGUGAUCCAUCCACCUCCCGUGUUUGUUAAAGCCAAUCAUUUACCUCCAGAAUUCAAAACAUCUGCAGAAUUCCCUAUCAGUUUAUGUAAGAAGUUUAAAUCUAACACGUUUACUACACCUGCUCACACUGCACCUUCUUUUAAAAAGGAAGUUGAAGAUAUAAAGAAAUGUGAACAACCAAAGCCUGUGGCUUUCGCAGAACAAAUGUUACCAGAGGAUUUAUCACAGAGUAGAAAGAUGAGCAUGCCUUCUAUGUUACAGCAACAAUCGCUUCCAGCAAAUGCUAAUAAUUCAGGUUAUGUAUCUUUGGUGCCGGCUGUUUCACCGUUUUAUACGCAGCCAUAUAUUUCUGCUAGUGGAGUGAUCUGGAAGCCAGUUAGUGUAAUGCCCGUAGUUACUUCUAGUUCGUCACCUACAUCUGCGGGAGGGAAUCCAUUGAUGAACAUGUCUACAGCUCAAGAGAAUAUUUCCAAAGGUGUAUGUAAUUGUAACUGUCAUGUGAAACAAGUGAUGCCUCAUGUGCCCUAUCAUUUUCCUCAGCAAUCGCCAAAUCCUCAGUAUAUAAUAACUGCGGUGCCUUACCAAAAUCCCAGUACAAAGUUUUAA
This is a messenger RNA of Helicoverpa zea (corn earworm), 1137 nucleotides long. RefSeq names its product homeobox protein Hox-B2a-like. Gene Ontology annotation, biological process: regulation of DNA-templated transcription. Bases 1 to 1137 code for a protein of 378 amino acids. Lineage: Eukaryota; Metazoa; Arthropoda; Insecta; Lepidoptera; Noctuidae. The transcript is spliced from 2 exons. The record is from RefSeq and is a predicted model, not a curated record. Gene Ontology annotation, molecular function: DNA-binding transcription factor activity, RNA polymerase II-specific; DNA binding.